Molecule: messenger RNA, 681 nt
Organism: Poecile atricapillus (Black-capped chickadee)
Lineage: Eukaryota; Metazoa; Chordata; Aves; Passeriformes; Paridae
Product: guanine nucleotide exchange factor subunit RIC1-like
Exons: 2
Source: RefSeq, a predicted model, not a curated record
CCAUCCAUCCAUCCAUCCAUCAUCCAUCAUCCAUCCAUCCAUCCAUCCAUCCAUCCAUCCAUCCAUCAUCCAUCCAUCCAUCCUCCAUCAUCCAUCCAUCCAUCAUCCAUCCAUCAUCCAUCCAUCCAUCCAUCAUCCAUCAUCCAUCCAUCAUCCAUCCAUCCAUCCAUCCAUCCAUCCAUCCAUCAUCCAUCAUCCAUCCUCCAUCCAUCAUCCAUCAUCCAUCCAUCCAUCCAUCCAUCCAUCCAUCCAUCCAUCCAUCAUCCAUCCAUCCAUCCAUCAUCCAUCCAUCCAUCAUCCAUCAUCCAUCCAUCCAUCCAUCAUCCAUCCAUCAUCCAUCCAUCAUCCAUCCAUCCAUCCAUCCAUCCAUCCAUCCAUCCAUCCAUCCAUCCAUCCAUUCAUCCAUCAUCCAUCCAUCCAUUCAUCCAUCAUCCAUCCAUCAUCCAUCAUUCAUCCAUCCAUCCAUCCAUCCAUCCAUCCAUCCAUCCAUCCAUCCAUCCAUCCAUCCAUCAUCCAUCAUCCAUCCAUCCAUCAUCCAUCCAUCCAUCCAUCCAUCCAUCCAUCCAUCAUCCAUCCAUCCAUCCAUCCAUCCAUCAUCCAUCCAUCCAUCCAUCAUCCAUCCAUCCAUCCAUCCAUCCAUCCAUCCAUCCAUCCAUCCAUCCUCAUCCUCCACUGGGAUGA